Messenger RNA from Cladophialophora immunda, 1920 nucleotides. RefSeq lists its product as uncharacterized. The transcript has 2 exons. The record is from RefSeq and is a predicted model, not a curated record. The coding region runs from base 134 to 1408 and encodes 424 amino acids. Gene Ontology annotation, molecular function: structural molecule activity. Gene Ontology annotation, cellular component: proteasome regulatory particle, lid subcomplex. NCBI's taxonomy places the organism in Eukaryota, Fungi, Ascomycota, Eurotiomycetes, Chaetothyriales, Herpotrichiellaceae. Gene Ontology annotation, biological process: ubiquitin-dependent protein catabolic process.
CCUGUCGCAGCCUUCCAAUAAUCCUAGAGUUGCAAGCGACCGGUCACCUUCUAUCCAUUGCUGCACUGCUAUUAUAGACCCUGACCAUUCACCAACCUCUGCUCUCCUCCUUGUCCUCCUCUCAUUUCAUAAGAUGGCGCCUCCACCUUCAAACGAGACGAAGGUCAACGAAGCCCAAAAGCUGGCUAAAACCGAACCAGCGAAGGCAGAGAGUAUCUACAAGGACGUGCUUUCUCAGUCUCCAGGCUCUGAUCAGGCUGCCUUACAAAUCUAUGAAAAUGCCCUAGUCGGCCUUGGAGAGCUGUACAGAGACAACAAACGCUCGGAGGAUCUGUCGGAGCUCGUCAAGACGAGCAGGUCAACCCUGUCGUCGUUCGCCAAAGCGAAGACAGCGAAGCUUGUCCGGCAACUCCUCGAUUUCUUCUCCGACAUUCCCAACACACUCGAGAUCCAGAUUGUCACCACGAAAUCGUGCAUCGAUUGGGCCAAUUCCGAAAAGCGAUCCUUCCUUCGUCAGAACCUCGAAACGAGACUGGUUGGACUGUACAUGCAGAAGCAAUCAUACUAUGAUGCCCUCACGCUGAUUAACGGUCUGCUGCGAGAGCUAAAGCGGCUGGACGACAAGCUGGUGCUUGUUGAGGUGCAACUGCUCGAAUCUCGGGUCUAUCAUGCUCUCACCAACCAGGCCAAAGCCCGAGCCGCCUUGACUUCAGCAAGGACGUCUGCCGCUUCCGUCUAUACCCCUCCUCUGCUGCAGGCCGGCUUGGACAUGCAGAGUGGUAUGCUGCACGCCGAAGACAAAGACUUCAAUACCGCAUAUUCCUACUUCAUCGAGGCUCUGGAGGGUUAUCACGCUCAAGACGACACUGCCCGCGCCACAUCGGCAUUGCAGUAUAUGCUAUUGUGCAAAAUCAUGUUAAACCUUGUGGAUGAUGUCAAUAACCUGCUGUCGUCAAAGCAAGCACAAAAAUAUGCCAGCACAAGUCUGGAGGCCAUGAAGGCUGUGGCAAGAGCACAUUCGAAUCGGUCGCUCGAAGAGUACGAACAGGCCUUAUCCAACUAUCGAUACGAGCUGGGGAGUGACGUCUUCAUCCGCAAUCACUUGCGACGCCUAUAUGACGCCAUGCUGGAACAGAAUCUGAUCAAAGUCAUUGAACCUUUCAGCCGAGUUGAGAUUGACCAUGUCGCCAAAAUGGUAGGACUCGACACCCAGCAAGUGGAGCGAAAACUAUCUCAGAUGAUCCUCGACAAAGUCAUCGUGGGGGUGCUAGACCAAGGAGAAGGUUGCUUGAUCGUCUACGAUGAAGUUGAGCGCGAUACUGGUUAUGACGCGGCCUUGGAGACGAUCGAAAAGCUCAGCAAUGUGGUUGAUGUCCUCUACACCAACCAAGCUGCCUUAUUAGAAUAGCAGAAGCUCGCUGUUCUGUGAUGGUGGUGAUCCUCAAUUGCGCCUGCAACCACGUGUGUCAGGCCACUUGCUCGGUCAGCAUCUGUCCACUGUCGGCUUGGACACGGAGCAUAUUAUGAACUUGGUCCAAAGCCACCCAACCCUUGGUCGCAUCGGCUGGAGCUGAGCACGGCCAAGACGUCUUAGCUCACGAAGCAAAGAAUUUGAGCGAGGCAUGGCAGUGCCAUAAUUUAGUUCACUUCGAUAUAUGCACAAGGAAUGUGCUGCUCAGGCCGCCAAGCAGCUCGUCGGACCGAAUCGAGCCGUGGAGUCCGAAUGAAGAGCUUUCGGAGCAAAUCAAAGGAUGUGCAAUGACCUCUGGUUGGUGGUCGGCCCCGUACACAACCUGGACAGGCGAGAUGAGCCUUUGGCGGUUAGGUAGAGAAUGCCGAAAGUCUAGAUUCCGUAGCAACAAAGGCACCCGCCGUGAGCGAUUAAGGCGGCUUUGUCAUUUGACUUUUGACUGGCGGUGC